CCAUAGUCCUCUCUAAUGGCUGCUGGUUCGCUUCCUUCACUGGUCAUCGUUCUGCUACUGUCAACUGUUGUUCUUAGCUACGUCCAGUCGUGCAGCCACAGCGGGUAUUUGACCGGCACCACAAGCAAAUGCAACGAAGAAAAAGGCGCGGAGUGCUGCAAGGCUGGCAAGAAGUACCGCCAGUAUCGCUGCUCGCCGCCGGUCACCGCAGCCACGAAGGCACACAUGACCAUCUACGACUUCUCCGAAGGCGGCGACAGCGCCGCUCCUUCGAAGUGCGACGGUGAGUACCAUUCCGACCACGAGAUGGUCGUCGCGCUGUCCACCGGCUGGUACGAAGACGGCAGCAGGUGUGGCAACACCGUCAGGAUCGACGCCAAUGGCAGAUCUGUGCUGGCCAAAGUUGUCGGCGAGUGCGACUCGGUGAACGGCUGCGACGAAGAGCACAACUUCCAGCCUCCCUGCAGGAACAACAUCGUCGAUGCGUCUCGAGCAGUGUGGAAGGCGUUGGGCUUCUACAAGUCGCACAAUGGUGACUACGACAUUACUUGGUCAGAUGCAUGAUCCCGGAGAGCUUCAAGCUCUGCUAUAUCUAUCUAUCUCAAUAACAUCUCGAUCCAUGGGCAACGCCCAGCACCCUGCAGUCCAUGUAGCUCGAGAAACCCGUCCCCGGUUACUGCUAGCCUAAAUAGAUGGAAUACUCUGCGUUACUCCAUGCACCAACU
This is a messenger RNA of Musa acuminata AAA Group (dessert banana), 725 nucleotides long. RefSeq names its product putative ripening-related protein 1. Bases 16 to 564 code for a protein of 182 amino acids. The transcript has a single exon. The record is from RefSeq and is a predicted model, not a curated record. Lineage: Eukaryota; Viridiplantae; Streptophyta; Magnoliopsida; Zingiberales; Musaceae.